AUGUUGCGCACUAACGUUCUAUCACGGCUCUACGGGACGAACCUGCUCAACCAGCAGCUCCAGCGCAGAGUCUCGGCAGCAGCUACGGCCUCGCUCUUUGCGCGCCAGCAGCUGCUCGUCCCGGCCACCGCCACAUCCUUCAGCCAACGAGUCCGCACGUUCAGCGACAAGCCCAGCAGCAGCGGCAGCGCGACGGCAGAGCACACUCACGAGCACGCACAUCAGCACAGCGACAACGGCAGCUGCUGCAACCACAGCCACAGCCAUGGCCAGCAUGCCGACCACCAGCCCGUGAAGCAGGCAGAGUCGAAGCCGUUCCAGAUCCCGAUGGACAAGCCGAUGUACAACAUCACGUUCACAUGCACCGUCUGCAAAACGAGAUCAAACCACUUCUUCUCAAAACAGGCAUACCAUCAUGGCACGGUCAUGGUGCGCUGUCCUGGAUGCAAGAACCAUCAUCUGAUGGCAGAUCAUCUCAAGAUCUUCUCAGACACCCCGGUUACUCUAGAAGACAUCCUCAAAGGCCGCGGCCAGCGCAUAACCACCGUCAAUCUAGAAGACUCGAUCCGGCUCAGCAAUGAAGAAAUCGUCGAGUUGGGCGCGACAAAGGAGAUCAUUGCCGAUGUCACCCAGUUCGUCGUCGCGGCCCCGGAUCCCUCAAAAGUUUGA
This is a messenger RNA of Myxozyma melibiosi, 669 nucleotides long. RefSeq names its product DNL zinc finger-domain-containing protein. NCBI's taxonomy places the organism in Eukaryota, Fungi, Ascomycota, Lipomycetes, Lipomycetales, Lipomycetaceae. Gene Ontology annotation, cellular component: mitochondrion. Gene Ontology annotation, biological process: protein import into mitochondrial matrix; protein folding; protein stabilization. Gene Ontology annotation, molecular function: protein-folding chaperone binding; zinc ion binding. The transcript has 2 exons. The record is from RefSeq and is a predicted model, not a curated record. The coding region runs from base 1 to 669 and encodes 222 amino acids.